Messenger RNA from Paramecium tetraurelia, 1827 nucleotides. RefSeq lists its product as uncharacterized. The record is from RefSeq and is a predicted model, not a curated record. The transcript is spliced from 7 exons. Gene Ontology annotation, biological process: endocytosis. Lineage: Eukaryota; Ciliophora; Oligohymenophorea; Peniculida; Parameciidae. Gene Ontology annotation, cellular component: plasma membrane; clathrin vesicle coat; endosome. Gene Ontology annotation, molecular function: clathrin binding; phospholipid binding.
AUGAAUCUACAAGCUAUAAAGGAAGCUGCUCUCUAAUUAAAAGAUAAACUUACAAAACCACCAUUAACUGAUAUCUUAAUAGAAGCUACCUCAAAUGAAAAUUGGAACACACCCACUAAAUUAUUAUAAGAGAUUUCAGAAGCAUCAUUUAUAUUCACAUAAUGUGAUACUAUCAUGAAAUUUAUAUGGAAGCGACUUGAUUCGGACAAUCGGGAAUGGAGAAGAAUUUUGAAAACACUCAAUCUAAUUGAGUAUUUGACUAAGAAUGGAGCACCCCGUUGUGUUGGAGAAUUCAGAGAUUCUAUAUUUAAAAUAAGAAGUUUUUCGGAUUUCAUUUUAAUUGAUUAGGGUUCUGACAAAGGACUUGCAAUUCGUGAUAAGAGUAAGUAACUUGUUGAUUUACUCUGCGACGAGAAGUAAAUUGAAGAGGAACGAGAGAAUGCAAAAAGGAUUCGUGAGCGUUUGGCAGGCAAUAUUCUUAAUUAAAUUUUAGCUGCAGGAGGAAUUGGAGCCAUAGGCAGUAAUACAAAUUAUUAAGGUUAUGGAAAAGAUACCUACAAGAACGACUCAUAUAAAGGAUAUGGGAAUGAAUCUUAUAAAAAUGAAGCCACUCGAAAUAAUACCAAUGAAUAAAAUACUACUACUACUACUAAAUCUGAUUAAUAAACAUAUUAAUCAAAGUAUGGAAUCUGGGAUAAUAGUGGUCUUGAGAAAUAUAAGAAAGCAGAAACUAAAAAUAACAAUAACAAUAAUAAUAGUAAUAACAAUAACAAUAAUGAUGCUAUUUAAUGGGAUGUACCUAAACCUGAAGUAAUUUAACCUACAUUCAAAGAAACUAUUUAAAAAUUAGCCAAGCAAAAUGAAAAAUGGGAUGUUCCAGCCUCAAGGCCUACAUAAUAAUAACCAUAAUAAGUUUAAUAGGCAAAACCAUAAAAUACUUAACCAUAACAACAAUAAACUUAGAAGUAAAAUGUAAUUGAUAUUUUUGAUUUCGAACCUUAAUAAAACUAGUAUCCAUAAGUUCAACAGAUCUAACCACUUUAACCUCCUCCAUCUUAAAAGUAGAAUAAUAAUGAUUGGGGGUCCUUUGAUAAUGUAAAACCCUAAACCUCUACACAAUAAUAAACAUAAUAAUAAGUUAUUUUACCUUUAGAUGCAUUUAAUUAAUAAGCUUAAUAAUAAUAGAUAUAAUAAUAAUAGAUAUAACAAUAAUAAUAAUAGUAGUAAUAAUAAUAAUAAUAGAUAUAGUUAUAACAAUAAUAAUAGAUAUUAUAAUAAUAAUAAAUGUAAAGAUAAUAAAAUAAUUUCUUUGGAUAAGAUCUUUAACAAAAUUAGUAAUAAUAACUACAAUAACUAUAUUAAUAAUAAUAAUUUUCAUAACCACAAUAAUAUUAUCAAUAAUAACAUCAAAAUUAAUAAUCAAAUUUGAAUCUUUAUUAAUAAAAUUAUCAAUAACCUUUAUAAGUAAACUAUAAUUAAUAACAAUAUAAUUCUAUGAAUCAUCAAUAGUAGUAGUAGUUUUAAGUUAAUUAAUAAUAGUCUAACUAUAAUUAGUAAAAUGUGUAAUAAACAAAGUAGGAUGAUUUAGUGUUUGGCGAUUUUAUUUCAGCCUAAUAAUAAAAAUAACCAACCAAUAAUUAAACAGACCUUCUGGGGAUGUUGGAUUUGAAAAAAGAAAAAGAAGAACUAGAGAGCAAGAAAUAGAUUCCAUUAGGAAAUCAAUAAAUUUAGCAGAAUUAAAUCUACCCUGACAUCGAUAACUUUGCAUAUAACUAUCAAAAAAAAUAGUAAACAUUUAGCAAUUAUUAAUAUCCAUAAGGAAGAUGA